AUGAGUAGAGCGCUGCUUCGAGGGGCCGUGUGCCAAUCCUGUCGCCAUGAAACGCUCCGAUCGUUUAUCGCCGUAUCAGGCCUACCGAUGCCGCGAUACACUUCUCAUCUGCACUCCAGCUUGAACGCCAGAGCUUUCUCCGCUGUAGCGCCAAAGCGAUCUGAUCGUCCCCCUAUCUCGAACCCUUCAGAUAUCAAUUUUUCGCCCCUAGAAUCGAAUUCGGAAACGGCUCCAGAAUCAGCUGCAGAAAAUGAGAACAAUGAGCCUGCGGAAACACAGGUUCCUUGGUACUUGCAGGAAGAAUCGCCAACCAGAAAAGUCCGCCCAAUAAUUGGAGAUCACAUUCCCAAGCUCCCAGAUAACUCCCCAGCUAUGCUGCCGAACCUCAUGGAGUACACAUAUCAAGAAAUUGGUCUGGAUGAAUUGAAACUUUAUGAUCUUCGCGGUCUUGACAUCCCGGCGGCCUUGGGCGCCAAUGUCAUUAUGAUCAUUGGUACCGCUCGCAGUGUGAAACACUUGAAUGUUGCCGCCGAUCGCCUGUGCCGUUGGCUCCGCAGUACGUACAAGCUUUCGCCGUAUGCCGAUGGACUACUGGGUCGCAAUGAGUUGAAGAUCAAGCUUCGUCGCAAAGCCAAGCGCGCUCGUGCCGCUAGCCACGCGGGUACCAUGAUCGAUGAAAAAGACGACGGAAUCACCACAGGUUGGAUCUGUGUGAACAUGGGUGUAGUCGAUAAGGAUGUUGCCAGUCCCCAGCUCAGCGAGGUUGGGUUUGAGGGAUUUGGCCAGCUUGAUACCGGAACAAGCGUGGUGGUUCAGAUUUUCACCGAAGAAAAGCGGGCUGAUGUUGAUCUGGAUGGUCUCUGGCAAGGCACUUUGGAUCGAGCUGAGCGCAAGAGACUUCAAGACGCCUCAGAGCCUGCCCCCAAGACAGCACCUUCAAUCAAUAGCCGCGGAAGCAUGAGCAUCCCUGGGGGUCAGCGUCGAGGUAUUCACACUGAGCGGCAAGGCAAGGUAAGCGCCAGCCAAGCUGAAGCUCUGGAAGAUUCAUCUUCUUCCCGGAAGUCCCCGGGAUUUGGCAUGAGCACCGAGUCGUUGAUGCAGAAGCUAGUCGGUCUCCCUUAUGAUAACGCUCGGAGUGAGCUUGGAACCGGUCCAGAGGAUUACAAUUCCACUCUUUUCCUGCAGCUUCUUUAUGCUAGCUUACCAGCCGGGAUUUCUGCCGCAGAAAAAGCUGUUCUGCGAUUGAGACUGCACUCAAUUGCGGUCUCUAGACAACACUCUGGAUACAGCAAGGAUGCCCUAUUCAGCACAUUCAACAAAUUCCUUGCUGACGGUUAUCAACUGUCCGAUGAACUUGGCUUCAAUGUUGUCGCCGCUCUUUUGACGCCACGCCUGGAACCGUCUUCUCAGACACCUGCGCAGUUCCUACCUGAAGCCGACGUUGAGCUGGCCCUCCAGGUGCUGGAACGCCUGAGUCUUCGUGGUGUGCCCAUUCUUAAUAUGAAAGUUUUUAAUAUGUUAUAUGAUGUGGUCAACACUCCAGCUGCGCCAUGCGUAUCUCCUGAAGAGGCCGAACGAGCCGCAGGUGACAAGCGUCAGAUGUUGAUUCGUCUCUCUAAGAUCGCCGCCGAGGCAGAGGUUCCCUUUGAUGCGGUCGAGGCCCGCAAGCUUAUGUUCACCCAGUUCCGGUGCCAAGAUUACGAUGGUUUCUGGCGACUAUGGCGCCUGUUCCCUCUGAAGAAUGCUACUCGUACCCAGGCAGAUUAUGCCCAACUGUUCCAACUCCAUGCGGAGCUUGGCGAGGAGCAACGGGCCCGCGACCUCCUGUCUGCUUGGGUGCCUAUGAUGCGUCGGGAAAUGACUCCAAUCAUCCUCCAGGGUCCAAUUGUCAAUGCUAUCAUGCAUUGUAUCCUGGUGGCAGACCCGGAGAUUCAGCACCGAGCUGAGGACGGUUCCACCAGCUACUUUAUGGACCUGUGGGCCCAGUGCCAACGAGCACUGGCACAGGCCGAAGAAAUGAUGGAAGAACAUUGA
This is a messenger RNA of Penicillium longicatenatum, 2034 nucleotides long. Its product is annotated as RsfS/YbeB/iojap family protein. The record is from RefSeq and is a predicted model, not a curated record. Gene Ontology annotation, biological process: mRNA stabilization; mitochondrial proton-transporting ATP synthase complex assembly; mitochondrial gene expression. Gene Ontology annotation, cellular component: mitochondrion. The transcript has a single exon. NCBI's taxonomy places the organism in Eukaryota, Fungi, Ascomycota, Eurotiomycetes, Eurotiales, Aspergillaceae. Bases 1 to 2034 code for a protein of 677 amino acids.